Puccinia triticina is the source of this 1242-nucleotide messenger RNA. RefSeq lists its product as uncharacterized. The record is from RefSeq and is a predicted model, not a curated record. Lineage: Eukaryota; Fungi; Basidiomycota; Pucciniomycetes; Pucciniales; Pucciniaceae. Bases 1 to 1242 code for a protein of 413 amino acids. The transcript has 10 exons.
AUGACAAACCAAACGCUGCCGAUCCGGCGCAUCUUCGAUAUCAUCAACCACGCGCCGGAAGGUCUCAAUCCGUUUGCCUUUACGGCCCUGGCGCUCGAAAAAAUAGAAAAACCUCCAUCCGGGCCCAUCGUGCGCGGUGCCUUGAUAAUCUUUGCUUGCAUCCAAGCCGCAAUUAUUCUCUGCUGCGUGGGCAUGCUGGCUAUUCCUUUCUUGCAGGGCGGGGUGGGAGUAGCGCAAAGUCAUAACUGGAUCAUGAGGCGAAAAUUUUCAGGAUCGCACAGAUUCCCCUAUCUUAUUUUAAACAAUGUCUUAGUAAUUGGAUUGAGCUACCUGAUCGGCGGUAUAUUAUUUGAAUGUUAUGUCGUACUGCAGUUCAAUACCAUGAAUUUAAACCGCCAAACCAGUCAGUUUUCGUGGAUCGAAUUAAUGAAUCUGCCUGCAUGUUGCGCUACUUUUAUUCAAGCCUUUACGAUGUUAUUUAUUAGUACAUCUAAUCCUUCCCAAGGUGGAAUUAAAAGACAUCUUCUCCCACCGCCGAUAUUCAACUUUUUUCUAAUUGGCUUCCCAGCAAUUACCACUGUCGUAUCGGUGUGCUUGAUUGUACACAAAGCAACACUCAUUCGUAAACUAGAUGACUCAUACAGUAACCUGAUUGGCCUGCUCACAGAUGCUGUCAGUCUUUGGGAUAAUGGCCAGAUAGUCCUGCCAGACUCUCAAAAAGAUGUUCUUCAAGCCGCGUAUGAAAUUUUCAUGACAGAUACCUUCCGAAAAAACAAAAGCAGGAUACGCAUAGGUUUGUUUUGGGCUUUGAUAGAUGUUCCCUCUAUACUGUUCUAUUUCAUCGGUGUCUCUACGUUGAUUACCACAGUUUAUCAGUCCAACAAGUCUUCCCAAGUGAACGCAACAGCCCUUAAGUCAGAUGGAUUCAAAACCAAUCAUUCUGAGAAGCUUUCAGAACCUCCUCCCAAAUUACUGGAAACGAGUCCGAGGCCACUAGCACGAAGUCUAAAGUUCUUAUGGUUUCAUUACUUGGCAAUGUCUAUGGCGCUCUCCAUGGAAACGGUAACUGGUCUGGUGUUUUAUCUCAACAAAGACAACCUCAAAGAGCUCAGAUUGGGGGUGGUGUUUUUUAUUACAAAUCUGUCAUGCACAAUUUUCAUUCUGAUUGCUAUGAUUAUUCUACUGGCGCGAAUAAUUGUGGAUGGGAGAGAAGAAAAGAAUCCGGUGCCUGGAAAAGAGUAG